AUGGCGAGUGAGAGCUUUAAGCGGGCCUUCCUGGAGACCCAUAACUCGUUGCGGUCUCAGCACGGCGCCCCGAGUCUCAGCUACAACAGUGACAUGUGUACAGCAGCUCAGGCCUGGGCAGACACCCUCCUGAAGAAGAACCAGCUGGAGCACAGCAGCACCUCCGAUGGAGAGAACGUGUACUACAGCUGCGGCAGCGGAGAACCCAGAGGUACCAACACACCACCUAUACCACCUCCUCCACCAACAGCAUCUACACCACCUACACCACCUCCUCCACCAACACACCACCUACACCACCUACACCACCUAUACCACCUCCUCCACCAACACCACCUACACCACCUACACCACCUACACCACCCACCUACACCACCUAUACCACCUCCUCCACCAACAGCAUCUACACCACCUACACCACCCACACCAUCCACCUACACCACCUAUACCACCUCCUCCACCAACAGCAUCUACACCACCUACACCACCCACACCAUCCACCUAUACCACCUCCUCCACCAACAGCAUCUACACCACCCACACCACCCACCUACACCACCUCCUCCACCAACAGCAUCUACACCACCUACACCAUCCACCUACACCACCUAUACCACCUCCUCCACCAACAGCAUCUACACCACCUACACCACCACCCACACCACCCACACAGCACCUAUACCACCACCCACACCACCCACCUACACCACCUAUACCACCACCUACGCCACCUACACCACCUAUACCACCUCCUCUACCAACAGCAUCUACACCACCCUACACCACUCACAGCACCACCCACACCAUCUACAUCACUUACACCACCUACACCACCUACUGUAUACCACCUACAUCAGCUACAUCAUCGUCAGCACCUUUAUCACCUACACCACCCACAGCACCUACACCACCUACACCACCGACAACACCCACACCACCCACACCACCCACAGCACCUACACCCCCUACAUCACCCACAACACACACACCACCCACCAACACAACACCUACACCUUUAACAACACCUACACCACCCACACCGGCCACGAAACGACCCACACACCACUAACACCACCUACACCACCCACAGCAUCUACACCAUCCUACACUACACACAGCACCACCUACAGCACCCACAGCAUCUACACCACCUAUACCACCACUCAUAGCACCUACACCACCUAUACCACCACUCACAGCACCUACACCACCCACACCACCCACCAACACACCACCCACAAAACCACACACACAAACUGGUACAGUGAGAUCAAAGACUACAACUUCCAGAAACCUGGGUUCGGCAUGAACACUGGACACUUCACUCAGGUGGUGUGGAAGGACAGCACAGAGCUGGGAGUGGGCGUGGCCACUGACGGCACAACAGUGUUUGUGGUCGGACAGUACAGGAAGGCCGGAAACAUCAACAACCCUGGAUACUUCGAGAAAAACGUCUUGCCCAAAGGAGCUCACAGAGGAGUUAUAUCACUGUUGGAGGAGUCAGGAGCACACAGAGGAGUUAUAUCACUGUUGGAGGAGUCAGGAGCUCACAGAGGAGUUAUAUCACUGUUGGAGGAGUCAGGAGCUCACAGAGGAGUUAUAUCACUGUUGGAGGAGGAGCUCACAGAGGAGUUAUAUCACUGUUGGAGGAGUCAGGAGCACACAGAGGAGUUAUAUCACUGUUGGAGGAGUCAGGAGCACACAGAGGAGUUAUAUCACUGUUGGAGGAGUCAGGAGCACACAGAGGAGUUAUAUCACUGUUGGAGGAGUAAGGAGCACAGAGGAGUUAUAUCACUGUUGGAGGAGUCAGGAGCACACAGAGGAGUUAUAUCACUCUUGGAGGAGUCAGGAGCUCACAGAGGAGUUAUAUCACUGUUGGAGGAGGAGUCAGGAGCACACAGAGGAGUUAUAUCACUGUUGGAGGAGGAGUCAGGAGCACACAGAGGAGUUAUAUCACUGUUGAAGGAGGAGUCAGGAGCUCACAGAGGAGUUAUAUCACUGUUGGAGGAGGAGUCAGGAGCACACAGAGGAGUUAUAUCACUGUUGGAGGAGUCAGGAGCUCACAGAGGAGUUAUAUCACUGUUGGAGGAGUCAGGAGGAGCACACAGAGGAGUUAUAUCACUGUUGGAGGAGUCAGGAGCACAGAGAGGAGUUAUAUCACUGUUGGAGGAGGAGUCAGGAGCACACAGAGGAGUUAUAUCACUGUUGGAGGAGUCAGGAGCACACAGAGGAGUUAUAUCACUGUUGGAGGAGGAGCACACAGAGGAGUUAUAUCACUGUUGGAGGAGUCAGGAGCUCACAGAGGAGUUAUAUCACUGUUGGAGGAGUCAGGAGGAGCUCACAGAGGAGUUAUAUCACUGUUGGAGGAGGAGUCAGGAGCUCACAGAGGAGUUAUAUCACUGUUGGAGGAGUCAGGAGCACACAGAGGAGUUAUAUCACUGUUGGAGGAGUCAGGAGCUCACAGAGGAGUUAUAUCACUGUUGGAGGAGUCAGGAGCACACAGAGGAGUUAUAUCACUGUUGGAGGAGUCAGGAGCACACAGAGGAGUUAUAUCACUGUUGGAGGAGGAGUCAGGAGCACACAGAGGAGUUAUAUCACUGUUGGAGGAGUCAGGAGCACACAGAGGAGUUAUAUCACUGUUGGAGGAGUCAGGAGCUCACAGAGGAGUUAUAUCACUGUUGGAGGAGUCAGGAGCACACAGAGGAGUUAUAUCACUGUUGGAGGAGUCAGGAGCUCACAGAGGAGUUAUAUCACUGUUGGAGGAGUCAGGAGCUCACAGAGGAGUUAUAUCACUGUUGGAGGAGUCAGGAGCACACAGAGGAGUUAUAUCACUGUUGGAGGAGGAGUCAGGAGCACACAGAGGAGUUAUAUCACUGUUGGAGGAGUCAGGAGGAGCUCACAGAGGAGUUAUAUCACUGUUGGAGGAGUCAGGAGCACACAGAGGAGUUAUAUCACUGUUGGAGGAGUCAGGAGCACACAGAGGAGUUAUAUCACUGUUGGAGGAGUCAGGAGCUCACAGAGGAGUUAUAUCACUGUUGGAGGAGUCAGGAGCACACAGAGGAGUUAUAUCACUGUUGGAGGAGUCAGGAGCACACAGAGGAGUUAUAUCACUGUUGGAGGAGUCAGGAGCACACAGAGGAGUUAUAUCACUGUUGGAGGAGUCAGGAGCACACAGAGGAGUUAUAUCACUGUUGGAGGAGUCAGGAGCACACAGAGGAGUUAUAUCACUGUUGGAGGAGUCAGGAGCUCACAGAGGAGUUAUAUCACUGUUGGAGGAGGAGUCAGGAGCUCACAGAGGAGUUAUAUCACUGUUGGAGGAGUCAGGAGCACACAGAGGAGUUAUAUCACUGUUGGAGGAGUCAGGAGCUCACAGAGGAGUUAUAUCACUGUUGGAGGAGUCAGGAGCACACAGAGGAGUUAUAUCACUGUUGGAGGAGUCAGGAGCACACAGAGGAGUUAUAUCACUGUUGGAGGAGUCAGGAGCUCACAGAGGAGUUAUAUCACUGUUGGAGGAGUCAGGAGCACACAGAGGAGUUAUAUCACUGUUGGAGGAGGAGCACACAGAGGAGUUAUAUCACUGUUGGAGGAGGAGUCAGGAGCACACAGAGGAGUUAUAUCACUGUUGGAGGAGUCAGGAGCACACAGAGGAGUUAUAUCACUGUUGGAGGAGUCAGGAGCUCACAGAGGAGUUAUAUCACUGUUGGAGGAGUCAGGAGGAGCUCACAGAGGAGUUAUAUUACUGUUGGAGGAGUCAGGAGCUCACAGAGGAGUUAUAUCACUGUUGGAGGAGUCAGGAGCACACAGAGGAGUUAUAUCACUGUUGGAGGAGGAGCUCACAGAGGAGUUAUAUCACUGUUGGAGGAGUCAGGAGCUCACAGAGGAGUUAUAUCACUGUUGGAGGAGUCAGGAGCUCACAGAGGAGUUAUAUCACUGUUGGAGGAGUCAGGAGCUCACAGAGGAGUUAUAUCACUGUUGGAGGAGUCAGGAGCACACAGAGGAGUUAUAUCACUGUUGGAGGAGUCAGGAGCUCACAGAGGAGUUAUAUCACUGUUGGAGGAGUCAGGAGCACACAGAGGAGUUAUAUCACUGUUGGAGGAGUCAGGAGCACACAGAGGAGUUAUAUCACUGUUGGAGGAGUCAGGAGCACACAGAGGAGUUAUAUCACUGUUGGAGGAGUCAGGAGCACACAGAGGAGUUAUAUCACUGUUGGAGGAGUCAGGAGCUCACAGAGGAGUUAUAUCACUGUUGGAGGAGUCAGGAGCACACAGAGGAGUUAUAUCACUGUUGGAGGAGUCAGGAGCUCACAGAGGAGUUAUAUCACUGUUGGAGGAGUCAGGAGCUCACAGAGGAGUUAUAUCACUGUUGGAGGAGUCAGGAGGAGCUCACAGAGGAGUUAUAUCACUGUUGGAGGAGUCAGGAGCACACAGAGGAGUUAUAUCACUGUUGGAGGAGUCAGGAGCUCACAGAGGAGUUAUAUCACUGUUGGAGGAGUCAGGAGCUCACAGAGGAGUUAUAUCACUGUUGGAGGAGUCACUUCAUCUCAAACAAGGAGAAGACUGA
Molecule: messenger RNA, 4560 nt
Organism: Knipowitschia caucasica
Lineage: Eukaryota; Metazoa; Chordata; Actinopteri; Gobiiformes; Gobiidae
Source: the annotation of a GenBank genome assembly